AUGGAUAUUAAAUUGGCAGUUUGGAAUAUUAGAGGAAUGAAUAAUAGUGCUAAACAGAAUGAAGCUAUUAAGUUGAUGAGGAAUGGGAAGCUGCAAGUGUGUACUUUUAUUGAAACACAUUUAAAGCUGAACACAAUCCAGAAAGCUGGGAAUAAAUUUUUUGGAAGUUGGGAGUGGGUUUCAAAUGUGCAGAUCACUCCAACUUGUUACAGAAUAUUAACUCGUUGGAACCCAAAUACUGUCAACCUGAUGGUUAUUGACUCUUCCAAGCAGUCUCUUCUCUGCAGUAUUGAGGUAUUUUCUAGUAGAAUAAAUUUUUUUUGCAGUUUUAUUUAUGCUAGUAAUAAUGGUAGUGAAAGGAAAAGUUUAUGGAGAGAACUAGGAUUACAAAAACAGUUUGUUGGUAAUAGUCCUUGGGUGUUGAUGGGAGACUUUAAUGUCACUCUGGACAUGAAUGAACAUUCUAGUGGGGGCUCUUAUAGAACUAUAGAAAUGCAAGAUUUUCAAGAUGCUGUCAAUUUUCUGGAAAUUGAGGAUAUUAGAAGCACUGGUUUUAACUUUACUUGGACUAAAUCUUUGAAGAAUAGCAAGUGUUCAGUUCUUAAGAAGCUUGACGGAAUCAUGUUUAAUGAAGAAUUCCAGAAAUGUUUUCAAGCUCAUGGUGAGUUUCUGCCUUAUAGUGUAUAUGAUCAUAGUCCAGCAGAAUUAAUAAUUUUGGGUGGUCAUGGUAAAAAGGCAAGAUCCUUUAGAUUUUCUAACUUUGUUGCUGACAAAGAAGAAUUUAAGGAGAUUGUUAGUACAGAGUGGGAUGAUGGUAUUCAUGCGUAUCAUAUAUACAAGCUUACCCAGAAUUUAAAGAAGCUGAAAAAGCCUUUAAACGAAUUGAGCUGGAGUUAUGGGAAUAUCUUUGAGAAAGUGAAUGAGUUGAAGGAAAAAUUGUCUAAAGCUCAAGAGGCGGUUGACAAGGACCCACAUAAUGAGGAUUUUAGGGUGGAAUCAGCUAAUGCUUUAAAUAUGUAUAUGGAGGCUGCAAAUGAUGAGGUUAAAUUGCUGCAACAAAAAGCUAAGAUUCAAUGGAUGAAAGACGGUGACAGGAAUACAACAUAUUUCCAUGGAAUUUUGAAAGCUAGAAAACAUAAAAAUAGAGUUGAAAGUAUAUGUGAUGAAGAAGGGAGAAGAUUUGAAGGUCAGGAAGUUGCAGAACAGUUUGUUAAACAUUUUGAGCAAUUUCUGGGAAGAACUGACAAUGUAGUACCAAUUAUGGAGGGAAUCUUUGAUAAAGUCCUGAAGUUUGAAGGAGCUUUGCAUAUGAUUAGGCCAGUUACUGACUCUGAAUUAAAAGAUGCAAUGUUCAGUAUUGGUAGCAAUAAAGCUUCUGGCCCUGAUGGAUACACAUCUGCAUUUUUUUAUGAAAGCAUGGGACAUUAUGGGUGUAAGAGUGUGUUUGGCUAUUAA
This is a messenger RNA of Erigeron canadensis, 1455 nucleotides long. RefSeq lists its product as uncharacterized. NCBI's taxonomy places the organism in Eukaryota, Viridiplantae, Streptophyta, Magnoliopsida, Asterales, Asteraceae. The transcript has a single exon. Bases 1 to 1455 code for a protein of 484 amino acids. The record is from RefSeq and is a predicted model, not a curated record.